AUGUUCGGUUUGAUCAGUGGGGAGGCGCUCGUCAGUGCGCCAAGAUUCCGAGCCGUCACGAGCCUGCCUCCGACUGAGUCACUGUACGACUUCAGAACUCUUAGCAAAGAGGUCCUCGAUCUGGGGGAAACCCUCGACGCCGCCUCCACCGUCUGCUACAGCGGGAUGAACGACUGGGGGGCAAUUGUUGAAUCGAUCACAGGAACACCGCAGCAGAUUCUGAACGACGACGGGUUUAGCAAAAUCUCCGCUGCGACCGUCAACCUUUACCCAGAGUUCACCGAGUGCCGGCCAGACGUCCCAAACGACGACAAUUUGGUUGGAAAGAGAUUGGCUAGUGAUACCAACGGCAACGACGUGCUUGAAGCCGUUCCUGAUGCCCUGAAAAUAUACCCGUACAGCUUUUCCAGCAGUCUACGGCCAAUCUCCCGCGUCGUACCAGCUACAAACACCAAGUAUGGGGCGACGACCGUUCUGGAGCCUCUCCUCAAUGCAUACUACGGUGGCUGUCGUGUUCGUGAGGUGAACAUAACAGGGAUCUAUGUUGAAGAUACUUGCGAAGCCUCAAAGCACUGGUCGUCUUACGGUUUGAUGGUGCAGUCUCCCGACGAUAUUCCGUUGUGUAUCGCCGGCGACGUCUGCAUUCACAACUAUUUCAACACCCAGUGGGAGGGCAUCGUUGAACUCACGCCUGAAAACCGAGACCAUGUUCCCCUGUACGUUAACAGCGUCCGCAGUCGCUAUGGCGACACCGUCCCGAUUAACACGUUGCCUGGCGUCGUGGUCGCGCAGAUCCUGUUCAUGGGUAUCGUUAGCCUCUACGAGGUGGUGUCGCACCAGCAAUCGGUUCUCCUCUCGCAAAUCUGGGCGUACCGCUGUCAAAUUGGGCGCGUGCAAGUGCUGUACCUUGCGCAGAUUACCUACCACCUCGUGUACAAUUCCGACCUGUAUUUGCUGGGACUCGCGACAGGGACACUCACCGGGGAAUCCAUUGCCAACCUCACGCUGUGCUUCUUCGCCUUCUCCUACUCGUUCGUCAACCUGGCCAAGGCUCGUUCGGGGGAGCAGCGACUGGACCGUCGACUUCGACUCAAGUGGGAGGCCAUGCAGUUCGUCAUUACCAUUUGCGUUGGCUCGCUGUUGAGGUCCAUCCAGCAAACGCCCAUAAUCGCCAUAAUUACGCAGAACGCGGAGAUCUUGCUCAAAACAUCCGCGCGAGGAGCCAAGUACUGCGGUCUCCACGACACGUGCAUUCUGUUCACAAUGAACACGGCCUUGAUCGUGCUCAUUUUGUCGGCCACGUUCGCGCUUGCCGCUUCGAUCAUAUCCUACGCCGAUGUGAUGGUCAUGAAGGACAGAGUGAGGAACUGCAUCGGCGCACCCGUCAGAAGGCUGUUCCGCGACUGCGAUGACAUCGCGCACGUCACGUAUAAGGGCAAGCGCUGCACAACCGUCGAGGCGCUGCUGCUCGCAGGGUACCUCUACUACAGUGAGCACGUGUACAAGUCGUCCUCUGUGAUGAUGUUGCUGCUGGCGCGGGUGGUGCCGACAAAGAUCAUACGCACCUUCAACGUGCUGCUGCUACGCUGGCACAUGGACCCGAAAGACGGCACGCUCACUCAAGCGUACUCGUGCACGUGGUACCACGCUAGCGAGGAGAACCACAAGCUGCAUGGCGCAAUGCCGGUGACCUAA
This is a messenger RNA of Phytophthora sojae, 1695 nucleotides long. RefSeq lists its product as hypothetical. The transcript is spliced from 3 exons. Bases 1 to 1695 code for a protein of 564 amino acids. NCBI's taxonomy places the organism in Eukaryota, Oomycota, Peronosporomycetes, Peronosporales, Peronosporaceae. The record is from RefSeq and is a predicted model, not a curated record.